Molecule: messenger RNA, 1530 nt
Organism: Thlaspi arvense
Lineage: Eukaryota; Viridiplantae; Streptophyta; Magnoliopsida; Brassicales; Brassicaceae
Source: the annotation of a GenBank genome assembly
AUGGCAAUGAGGUUAAGAGCAUUCAAGAGAUGGAUGAAAGCUAACGGAGUUGAUUGCAGCGACGCUCUCAAUCUCGUAGACGAUCACAACGACGGUGUCUCCGUGAGAGCCUUCUGCGAUUUGAAGGAAGGAGAUGUCGUCGCCACCAUCUCGAAAACCGCUUGUCUCACCAUUAAAACCAGUGGUGCUCGUGAGAUAAUCGAAUCCGCUGAUCUGGAUGGAAGUUUAGGUCUCUCCGUGGCUGUCAUGUACGAGAGAAGCUUGGGUGAAGAAUCUCCUUGGGCUGGAUAUCUCCAGAUCCUUCCUAUCCAAGAGGAUUUGCCUCUGGUUUGGCCCCUUCAUGACUUGGAUUCUCUCUUAUCUGGCACUGAGCUCCACAAGGUGGUGAAGGAAGAUCAUGGUCUUAUAUAUGAGGAUUGGGAAGAAAGCAUUUUGCCACUUACCUCUUCACUGCCUCCGAAUGUUGACCCUGUUUUUUUUGGAAUCAAAGAGUAUCUUGCGGCUAAGAGUCUGAUUGCUUCAAGGUCUUUCCAGAUCGAUGACUACCAUGGAUCCGGGAUGGUUCCUCUUGCAGAUCUCUUCAAUCAUAAAACUGGAGCGGAAGACAUUCACUUCACCGCUGAAUCAUCUCACAGUGACUCCGAUUCUGAAGCUGAUGAUACUGACAACGUUGACGCUGCAGAUGAGGCCACUGAUGAAGACGAGCCUUCCAGUAAAAAUUCUUCCCCUCGUGAGCAAUCAUCUGAGGAAGUUUCUGGUGAAAUCACCAAAGAAGAAGAAGAAAACUCUUCAACGUUGCAAGACGAUCUAUCCGGGUUAAAAAUGAUUAUGGUGAAAGAUGUCUCAGCUGGAGCUGAGGUAUUCAACACAUACGGUUUGAUGGGUAACGCUGCGUUACUUCACAGAUACGGAUUUACAGAGCCCGAGAACCCUUACGACAUAGUAAACAUCGAUCUAGAACUAGUAACCGAAUGGAGCACAUCCUCCUUCACAAGCCGGUUCACUCGAGCGAGACUCGCUCUGUGGAGGAAACUUGGCUACGCAGGAUGCGAGAGCCAAAACUCUGAAUAUUUCGAGGUUUCUUCGACCGGGGAACCCCAAUCCGAGCUCACGAUCCUCCUCUAUAUUCUACUCUUACCAGAAGACGCAUACAAUAAACUCGAUCUAGCUAUCUCCACAGCAGGAGGAGAUUGUCUCUCUAAAGAAGGAAGAGAGAUAACAAUCGGGAAACACAAGUUCAUGUUUGGACAAAGCGGCGGCGGAGAUGUUCUGCUCACGGAUGGUGUUUGUGAAGCUCUGCUUGCUAUUGCCGACAAGCGAGAGAGUUUAUAUGGAUCAUUAAGUUCAUUGGAAGAUGACAUUGUUGGGAUGAAAGCUUGUUGCCUUCCGAGAGACAGGAGAUUGUAUCAUUCGCUUGUGUUGCGUGUGAGUGAGAGGAAGAUUCUGGAGAAGCUUAGGAGCUACAUUCGCAAAAAGGUCGAUGGAUUUUCCGGUGGAAAACGCCGGAAGAAGAUGACUUCUAAAUCCUAG